GAAAGAGAGAGAGAGAGAGAGAGAGACAAUAAGAACAACACAACAACAACAGCAAACAGGCUGAGAAACGCUGUAACACAGGGUGACCGGGUGUGGGGUAACCCUGAGGUCAGUCUUUUGUGGACGUCGCUUGGCUCUCUGACAGUGAAUUCACAAUAAAAGGAGCUGCAGCUGCAGUAGGUUUGACAGUUUCACUAUCAGAGCCUCUGGAGUCUGAGAAGAAUUGAAGAGUAUGAUGGCGUCUAUGGCAUCAGGUCUACAGGAUUCCUCCAUAGAGGAGCUUCAUCUGCAAAGGAGAGGGCAGCGUGUGCCAUACCAGAUCUUUCCAGACUCAGAGGAGGACUCCGAGGUGCUGCAGAGUCCAGCAGGACAGAGGGGUCGCCUGCCCUCUAUAGUGGUGGACCCCACACAGGUGAGUGAGGAGGAGAGAGGUCGGCUGCUGUGGUCUCUACAUAGACACACCUCCACAGAGGAGGACGAUGACUCCUUCCAGGAACAGGAGGCGACCCAAAAUGACGAAUCCAACCAAGAGGAGCACGGGAACGCAGAGGGCAAUGGAGAAGAGCGAGAGGCUCAUAUCAAACACUCAUCAGCCGCAGUGCAGCCAGGACUGCUGGACCACUCUCGUCUCACUCCUCCUCAGUCCCCUACAGCUCCAGACAUAGCGCCGCCCUGCUUUAGAGGUUGAAUGAGCUAAAGCAAGAGAUACAGGACGAAAAGCUGCCUUAGGAGCUCUACACAGCAAUUCACUUCUGUAGGCCUACUUCACUUUGAAUAAAGAGACAUCCUAUGUAUGUUUGGGGCAAAUUUGACACCUUUUGAUAAAGAAGGGGGGGGUCUGCUCAUUAAUAAGUCUAGCUGUGAAUGAGUGGGGUCUGGGGGAGCAGGGGCCUCUACCUAUACAAACAAGAGCUACAGUUAAACGCCUGUACCUAAAGUGUUAAAAAAAUGGUCAGUAUGUAUGUCCCAUAACAGCCUAGCUGACACAGCUGCUCUCCCUUUUAUAUCUCUUCCAUCUGUUUGAAUAUGUUCUGGAUUAUUUUAUGUAUAAGCACAAAAUAAACUGUGAUUUUUCUAAUAAACACGGGUAUCAUUUUUCUGAAA
Pygocentrus nattereri (red-bellied piranha) is the source of this 1104-nucleotide messenger RNA. Its product is annotated as protein LBH-like. The coding region runs from base 233 to 688 and encodes 151 amino acids. The transcript has 4 exons. Gene Ontology annotation, biological process: positive regulation of DNA-templated transcription. The record is from RefSeq and is a predicted model, not a curated record. Lineage: Eukaryota; Metazoa; Chordata; Actinopteri; Characiformes; Serrasalmidae. Gene Ontology annotation, cellular component: nucleus.